GAUUUUUGGGUCCCGGGGUUAAAGGAAAACAACAAAAUUGAAUUAAAAGUAGAUAUUAAAAUGUCCAGCAACAAUACGGAUACUGGGGACACAACCAUUAUGGCCACCACCAGCACGUCGGUGCAGGAUUUCGGUGCCGGCGAGGAGCUGCUGCAGGAGACACCCCGUGAGUCUCUGAUAACCACUGCUGUGAGCUUUCUACAAAACACCAAAGUGCGGCACACAACGCUUAUCCAGAAGCAACAAUUCCUACGGUCCAAAGGUCUGACGGCCCAUGAAAUACAGUUGGCUUGCGAGAGGGCCGGCGUUUUUACCCAAGAUCCGAAUAAUCCCAACACGGUUAUCAACAUUGGCUCCCAGGUGCAGGCUCUGCAACUGCAGCCAACAAUUUUCGGCCGCAUACGUGAGAUAAUCCAUUCGACGGCCCUGUUUAGUGGGGUCAUCUAUGCGGUGUACCUGUUCUGGAAGAAAUUCAUUGCGCCAUAUCUGUUUGGCAAGCCCAAGAGGAAGCCCGUGGAGGAGGUUUUGGAGGACAUCGACAAAAAGGUCGAGACACGCACCGAGGACCUUAACAAGGAGAUCUCUGUGGUCAAGGACUUGAUCACCAGCCAGCAAAGGGAUCACGCCCAGCAGCUGAAUCGGGAGUUUAGCAACUUUCGCAGCGACUUGGAUGCCAUCAAGGGUCUGCUGUUGAAUCGCAAGCAGUUCGCCUCGCCCGUGGCUCCAGUGACAGUGCCAUCCAUUCCCGCCUGGCAGUUGGCCAGCUCGCCGCACCAUCAUCAUCUCCACAGUCCGUCGGAUGACAAUGAGAAGGGCGACGAUGCUGGCUCCGGCUCUGGCUCCUCCGAAACCGAGGUGGUAACAAAGAACAGCGACUCCAGCCUGGAGAUCAUGUAGAGAGGCUCGCCAUAUGGCCAUAUGGACUAAUACACCAUAUAGAUUAGCUAUAUAGUAUGAUACUUAGCUGCAACGUUUGUAUAUUGAAUUUCCCCCCUUGAAUGCCUU
This is a messenger RNA of Drosophila persimilis, 1005 nucleotides long. It is a transcript of the gene Pex14, whose product is annotated as peroxisomal membrane protein PEX14. The transcript is spliced from 3 exons. Lineage: Eukaryota; Metazoa; Arthropoda; Insecta; Diptera; Drosophilidae. The coding region runs from base 61 to 897 and encodes 278 amino acids. The record is from RefSeq and is a predicted model, not a curated record. Gene Ontology annotation, biological process: protein import into peroxisome matrix, docking. Gene Ontology annotation, molecular function: signaling receptor binding. Gene Ontology annotation, cellular component: peroxisomal importomer complex; peroxisomal membrane.